AUGACCACCGAAAUCGAGAAGGGUAUUUCAACAUCACACAGUGGGGAGGUAGAUACAGUCAGGGAGGGGGAUGCGAAAGUGGCUUCUGAUAACGAUUCCGGGGAGCGGCCAGUGCGAAGAAAGCUCAAGGAAACGCGAAUAACAUCCGACCCUCACGCACCCUCACAACAAGACGAUGACGCUGAAAACUCGUCCGAAGAUGGCGACGGCCGCGGCCGUAUGACGAGGAAAAGGUCUCGCGAUGAUCUACAAGUCGAUGAAGAUGAACAAGAAAGCACUGAAUACAAAGAGUCUGGCAAUGGACAUCGCAGGAAGAGGUCGCGUGAUGCCAAAAAUGAUGAGGAUUUGGCGGCGAACGACCUGCAAAACACGCCAGAACCGACUGCUAACGACGAUACAUCACAUAUAUUGAGCCCGAAGAAGAAGCGGAGUUUGGACCAGUUAGAGAAGGACAGUGAAAGUGUACCGAGCGAGGAUAAGCAGAAUGCACUUGAGAAUGACAAGGCACGAGCGGAAGGAGAGCGUGAGAAGAAGAGGCACCGUGACGCUUCCAAGGAACGGCGGGAUGCAGCUGACGGAGCGGCUGCGCCAACAAAGCCGCCUCUACCAGCCUCUUUCCUGAAUACAUCUACUGUCUCGCCAUUCGCGUCAUUAGGCGCCAAGUCAGCCGAGAGCGAGGGAGCUAAAGACAAAGUCACAUCAUCAUCGGCGUUUGCAGCGUCAGGGCUGGCUAAUUUUGCGAAGUCGGAACAGUCACCAUUCGGUACACUGGGAAGCUCCGCAAGCACGCCUUCGGUUUUCAAAACAUCCGACUCGACACCAGUAGAGAAGCCUGGCGGUAGUGGAUUUGCAGCGACCGCCGGUGCAUCACCCUUUGGUAGUACGGGCACAUCUGGAUUUGCCAGUUUGGGUUCUGGAUUUGGAAGUGGAUUUGGAAGUGGCUUUGGGGAAAGCAGUGGAAAAUUGAGCAGCUUUGCAUCUACAAGUGGCUCAGGCUUUGGUUCAUCCGCAAGCAAGCCGUUUGGAGCCGCAAACGAGUCGGACAGGGAAGACGAAGAUGACGGUGAGGAUAAUGUUCUUGCCGGGGUUGAGAAGGAGAAAGAGGACGAGCGGUUUUACGAGCAACAAAUCGAGACGGGCGAGGAAGAGGAACAAACAUACUUCUCCUCCAAGGCUAAACUCUUCCAUUUUACCAACAAGGAAUGGAAAGAACGCGGAGUCGGCACAUUCAAGGUGAAUGUCAAAGAAGCCAAAGAUUCCGAGGACAAAAAACUGUCUGCCCGGAUGCUCAUGCGAGCCGAUGGAGUCUUGCGUGUGAUGCUUAAUUCGCCCAUCAUCAAGGGAAUGCCGCUCGGGGACGUGUCAGGGGAAGAGCCCAAGACGAAGCAGUUAAAUUUGGCCAGUAUAGAAAAUGGCAUUACUGUCCCUCUAUUACUAAGGCUUGGCAGACCCGAAACAGCGAAGGAGUUGUAUCAUGUGAUUAGCGACUUACAGAAACAACUAUAA
Messenger RNA from Talaromyces proteolyticus, 1506 nucleotides. RefSeq lists its product as uncharacterized. Bases 1 to 1506 code for a protein of 501 amino acids. Gene Ontology annotation, molecular function: GTPase activator activity. Lineage: Eukaryota; Fungi; Ascomycota; Eurotiomycetes; Eurotiales; Trichocomaceae. Gene Ontology annotation, biological process: intracellular transport. The record is from RefSeq and is a predicted model, not a curated record. Gene Ontology annotation, cellular component: nuclear pore; cytoplasm. The transcript has 4 exons.